AUGACUAGAUGUCCUAACGGGACCAUAUGUUUUCACAGGACUAGAUACCCUCAUAGGAGCCAGAUGUUUUCACAGGAGCUCAAUGUCUUCCCAGGAUCCGGUUUUGUUCUAAACGCCCUGAUCGAAUCUCAGAGCAAGGAUCUUAAGGUCGUAGCGGGAGAAGCCAGUCGAAAUGCUGAGAGAGAACGUCGAUCAGACUUCUUCAACCAACCUUGCUCUACCUCAUCCUUGUUGCUGGAUCAGAACAGUACACUCCCUGGAUGGACAUUCCAAGGGACAGUUCAAUAUGUUACUUCACUUGAACUGCCUGAUACCGGGCAUGCGAUUCAGCUCGGUGAAGAUGGUAAGAUCAAUCAGACGUUUAUCGCCAAAGGUGAUGAUUUGCACUACAUCCUCACGUUUGCACUCAUCCCCGGAGGCAAGAACUGUUCAGCCUCAGCUGGUCUCAUUGUCUCUGGACCAGACAGCAAUGCAGUUUUUUCUUACCGGCAUAACUACAGUCAGGUUCCAUGGCAGAGCUACAGUCAUAACUUGGGUAGUUGGGGAAAUGGUGAGCCUAUAAACUUAGUUCUUGAAAGUCAGACAAUAGAUUCUGAUACAAACUCCACAUGUUGGCCUAUUGUUGACACAUUGCUCAUCAAGACUGUUGGUGUAACACUGGUCCAAGACAGUGCAAACGGUGGAUUUGAAUCUGGACCGGGUUUCUUACCCAACUCAACCGAGGGAGUUCUGAUUGAUGCGGUGCCAAGUCUGAUCCAAUCAGCAUUAAGGCAAUGGUCUAUUACCGGAACAGUCAGAUACAUAGACUCAGAGCACUUCCAUGUCCCGGAAGGCAUAGCUGCAAUAGAAAUUCUGGCUGACACAUCUCCAUCUGGUAUACAGACAGCAACAAGAGACACAAGUAAGGGUUCUAGAUACAACCUCACAUUUACAUUAGGAGAUGCUAACGAUGCGUGCAGAGGAUAUUUUGUGGUGGGUGUCCAAGCUGGAUCUGCGGCUCAAAACUUCACACUGGAGAGCAACGGACUGGGUCGGGUGAGAAGUUUGGGUUGGUGUUUAAAGCAGAUGAAGCUGCAACACAGAUAA
Molecule: messenger RNA, 1086 nt
Organism: Arabis nemorensis
Lineage: Eukaryota; Viridiplantae; Streptophyta; Magnoliopsida; Brassicales; Brassicaceae
Source: the annotation of a GenBank genome assembly